This is a messenger RNA of Ilex paraguariensis (yerba mate), 1711 nucleotides long. Lineage: Eukaryota; Viridiplantae; Streptophyta; Magnoliopsida; Aquifoliales; Aquifoliaceae. The record is from the annotation of a GenBank genome assembly.
AAAAAGAUAAAAUUAAAGCAUACCCAUUUAUUUUCUUUCUAUAAAAAUCCCCCAAACCCUUCACUUCUUUAUCACGUCACAAGCUCUUUUCUUUUUCUUGGGUGCUCAAAGUUGUAGAGAGGGAGAGAGUGUUGUAGAGAGAGAGCUUAUUGGGAUACAAUGGAGGGUAAGGAAGAAGAUGUUAAGCUUGGAGCCAACAAGUAUGCAGAGAGGCAACCCAUAGGCACAUCUGCUCAAACAGACAAGGACUACAAGGAGCCACCACCAGCACCCUUGUUUGAGCCUGGAGAGUUGACAUCAUGGUCCUUUUACAGGGCUGGUAUUGCAGAGUUCAUGGCCACCUUCUUGUUCUUGUACAUUACAAUCUUGACUGUGAUGGGUGUGUCUAGAGCACCUAACAAGUGUGCCUCUGUGGGUAUACAAGGAAUUGCUUGGGCCUUUGGUGGUAUGAUCUUUGCCCUUGUGUACUGUACUGCUGGUAUCUCAGGAGGACAUAUUAACCCAGCUGUAACCUUUGGUUUGUUUCUGGCAAGGAAGCUCUCUCUAACAAGGGCUGUGUUCUACAUGGUGAUGCAGUGCCUUGGUGCCAUUUUUGGCGCUGGUGUUGUUAAGGGGUUCCAGAAAUCCCAAUAUGAGAAUUUGGGUGGCGGGGCCAACUUUGUGAAACAUGGUUACACCAAGGGUGAUGGCCUUGGUGCUGAGAUUGUUGGCACCUUUGUUCUUGUCUACACUGUCUUCUCUGCCACUGAUGCCAAAAGAAGCGCCAGAGACUCACAUGUCCCUAUUUUGGCUCCUCUUCCCAUUGGGUUUGCAGUAUUCUUGGUUCAUUUGGCCACCAUCCCCAUCACUGGAACUGGCAUUAACCCAGCUAGGAGCCUUGGUGCUGCCAUCAUUUACGACCAAGACCAUGCUUGGGAUGACCACUGGAUUUUCUGGGUUGGACCCUUCAUCGGAGCUACUCUUGCCGCUUUGUACCACCAGAUAGUCAUCAGAGCCAUUCCCUUCAAGAGCAGGGCUUAAGUUUCUUCCUUUUCAAGUCUCCCCAUCUUUGACUCUUAUCCCCAUCUCUAUUUGUUGCGUCUUUUCCUUCUCUUUUCAUUUGGAUUUUGUGUUAAGCUGAUAAUUAAGUGUGUAAAUUAUCAAAUUAUGUUGUACUUAAACUCGUUGCAUCCUUUGAAUGAAGAACUUUUUUGAUCUUUUCAUGUUCCUUUCUAGGCAAAGAGCAUGUUUACUAGAUUUUCACAGAUCAGUGAUUCGGUUUCAUCAUCCCUAUCCCUAUUUCUUUGAAUAAGCCAUGGAAGAAUAACUGGUGAAUCAAAAGAUUCAGAGAAAGUUCUUCUGGGCCUCAGAGAAGUGGCCAUGUUGUUUAAAAAGGGUUUCAAACCACCAACUGGUGUUGCAUGGGAAUGUACCUUGUCAAAGAGGUCUUCUUUCAGUACAAAACAGAGAACGAGGAUGAAUAUUUUGUUUUGUUUCGUUUCCAUGUAUUGAUUUGCGAUUGGACAACAAGUGCUGUUGAAUGUUACUGCUACAUGGAAAAGACAGGAUAUUUGGAGAAAACAAGAACAAGUCUGGGUUUUAUGGAAGAAGUAGUUUAAUGUAGCAGGGUUGAGUUUGAGGUUUUUGUAUGUUAGUUUUCAGACAUUUUGAAAACAACAAAAAGAGGGCCACUGUUGCUGCAGGACGCGCGAAUAAAAAAACAAGAUCGGAC